UGCUUCACUGCACUCGAUCGGGUUACAAGAGCUCGGACUAAAUUUCCAAGUAAUAAGCAUUUCUCAACACAAAUCAAUAGUGAAAGGAAAUCGUAAAAAGAAGAAAAAAGAUCAAACGUUGAGGGAGCUAAGAGUUGUGGAGAGUGACAUUGUAUAUUUCGGUUGAUAAUUUGCGUGUUUUUUCUCGUUUGUGAAAAUAUGUGUCGAGGGUGAGAAACAACCGCACGUUUGGCUGGAUUUUCAACAUUCACCACGUCAUGGUUCGACGAUCCUCGAUCGUCCUAUAGGUAGUCGUUAAACGUUUCGGUCAACGUCUCGUUGCGUGCACAUCUCCCGCGAAAAAAGUGAGAGACAAGGGAUAAAAAAAAAAUGGAGCAAUCGGAGGAUACCCCGCUCGAGAGUAACGUACUCCCAGCAAAAAACGAUGAAAACUGGGAAGAAUGGACCAUUAUCGACGAGGAUGAUAAUGCGAAAAAACUCCUUAGAGGACGAGCCAAAAUAUCUUCCCCUGAAUCAGAAGACAGUGAGAACACCAGUGAUGCUGAGGAAGCUCAUGAAUUGACAGUUACCAAGCUUACAAAACAAAAAUCAGAGGAGCCUGUUCCGAAUCCUGAAAAGGAAGAGUCUGAUGGAGUUUCUGUGAUAUCAGAGAGUGAAAAUGAGGAGAGAACAGUAAACGACACAGGACGAAUUGUUUUGUACAGAAGCGUUAGUCAAGGGACGGAGGAAUUGGAGCUACAGAAUUCCAACAAGGAGGUGACUUGGUGCGUCUGCCUUUUGAUCGCUUGUUCGGUGCUGAUAGCGAUCGGAGCAAGCCUUGCAUCAUACGCCCGGAGCUCCAUUCCCAAAGACAUGGAUUACUUUUCAUUGAAAAUGGAAAACGAUAGACUCGUGGAGCGAAUGAAAGAAUUUACAGAUGUGAAGGGCAUCCUGGAAGAAAUUAAAUCAAACUUGGUUGAGGAACGAUCACCCGUUGACAUUGAAACUCCACCAAAAGGAAAGGUGGAAUCUAGGGAUUCAAACAAUCAGGCAAAAAGCAGUUGGGAUAGAGGAAUAAACGAACCGGAGGGCGUUUUUUCCGAGCGUUUACAAAUUUUAUUACAUACUAUUUGUUUGAUGCUGGACGAUAUGGGCCAACCCCAAGAAAGUACGGUUUCUCAAAGACCAUUGUGCGACACUCGUACGUUCUUUUCGGAUCUCGCGAAUUUGCGGAAUUCCUUGCACGACGCCAUAGGAGAAAUGGACGAAACUACUGGACUGACGAAUCGUCAAUUUCUUCGAGAUAUCGAUUUUCGAAUAGCUUCAAUGUCUGAUUCACUUGUCGUCGAUUUAACCAGGGCUUUGGGAAAAUUAAGUUUGAGAAAUGAGCAAAAAUUGGACAAGAUUAUUGGAAAAAUGAAUGAGAAAUUGUGCGUUCUGAGAAACACAAUGCCGAGCGACAGCAAAGUCAGAAAGUCUCUCGAGAUGAACGUUCAUUUUAUCGAAAGUUGCGAGAAGCAUGACGGUAGUAGGAGAGGCAAGAGGUCGAGUGAAACCCGCAACGACUCACCUCCGCCGUCGCAGACGACCUUCCAAAAAAAGAAUUUCAAAUGCCCGCGUGACAAUAUUCACCCGAAUUCUAACGAAAAUAAUUCAACGAAACCAUACAAUCGAUCGAGUGAAUACCACCGUAAUGUUUGGAAAGAAAAAAACCGAAAUGAUGAAAAAUCCAACCAUUUCAAACACCGGUCUCAGGAAAGUAAAGACGAAACCUGUUCAGUUCCGUCAACACCGCCGGCGAAAAAAUCUUCCACGUGGAAAUGGUCGAAGCAACAAAAAUCCCUGCAUCCACCACUUCUUUCGAAAGACGAAGUGAAAAUACGCGAUGAUUCCCUCGAGAAGGAAAAUUCCGCUCGUAACGAUAAGCCCAAUUUUCGAUUUCACGAAAAUAAUGAUGGGAUUUUGUCAGAGAAAAAAAACUGGAAGAAAAAAACGGGUCGGGACGAAGCAAAAAAUCGUAAACGCAGUUUAUCGAUGGAUGAGUACGAAAUUGAUAAUGAAAAGCGACGGAUGAAGGAAAAAAACUUGAAAGUAGCUUCUCAUUUGCCGUCUAACGUAAAAGACGACUUGGAAAUUCCAAUGGAAACGACAAUACCACGUCGUAUGAAGAAAAAGUACGAAGAAACAGAGAAAAGACGAUCCAAUGGAAGGAAGGAGAAAAACGAUAUCGGCUCCAACGGACAAUGGCAAUUCGCAAGGUCACAAAUCCGAGACGAAUUGCGGAAGGCUGAAUCACUCGAUAAUUGGUACUUAGAUCGAAUGCGUAGUCGUAGGAGUUCGCGAGGGAAUAUUGAAGACUCGGAGGAACACCGAUGACCGACGAUCACGCUUAGUGGGUCGGGACUUACAGAAGCAAAGCAAAUAUAUAUAUCAACGUUUAUAUUUAUAUACAUAGAGACAUACUCUGUAUAAGUGACCUAGGGACGAUCGAAAUUAUUUUCCGGGUAAAUGAUCCGUCGUUUUCUCUGUAUACUGCUUUCAAAGUGUUUUAUUGAACGAGAAUAACCAGAAGUAUUCUAAUACUGUAGAAUUUCAGAGGAAGGCUUCUGAAAAACUAAACUUCUGAACAGAAGAAGAAAAUUUCCUUGUUUCUUUUUCACGUAGAGACAACUGUCACUUUUUUAUUUAGCGUUUUCGUCGCGAGAGCGCGAUUUUGAUCUGACACUCAAGCUGAUGUCUUUUUUUCUCAAGAAUCUCUUUUACGAACGACUGAACAAUAAAUGACCACGUUCUGACUACGAAAAA
This is a messenger RNA of Venturia canescens, 2784 nucleotides long. RefSeq lists its product as uncharacterized. The coding region runs from base 370 to 2355 and encodes 661 amino acids. The record is from RefSeq and is a predicted model, not a curated record. The transcript has 7 exons. Lineage: Eukaryota; Metazoa; Arthropoda; Insecta; Hymenoptera; Ichneumonidae.